This is a messenger RNA of Rosa rugosa (rugosa rose), 1436 nucleotides long. RefSeq lists its product as uncharacterized. The transcript has 3 exons. The record is from RefSeq and is a predicted model, not a curated record. NCBI's taxonomy places the organism in Eukaryota, Viridiplantae, Streptophyta, Magnoliopsida, Rosales, Rosaceae. The coding region runs from base 777 to 1136 and encodes 119 amino acids.
AUAUAUAUAUAUAUAUUUGUGUCAUUGUGUGUGUGUGUUUAUAUAUAAUAUAUAUGUGUUAUAUAUAUAUAUGUGUGUGUGUGUGUGUGUGUGGGACUGUGGGUGUGAAACUUUGAGUUUAUAAACAUAAUAACAUAUAUAUGGAUUAAUGGAUUAUGGAAGCUUGUAGAAAUGUAUAAUCAGUGAGAAAAAAUGGCUAGCUGGGGCUGCUGGCCUUCUAUUACUAUCUUUCUUCUUCUCCUUGAGCACUUGACCUUGCUAUUCUUCUUUGCAAUAUGUGAACUGUGAAGCUCAUGAAAAGAUAUAUAUGCAUUACCACAUAAUAAAUAUAGAAAAUUACAGAGAAGUGUCACUUUGAGACUUAUAUUAGUCAUAAGGCCACCUAAAUUGUUUUGUACACAUAAGGCCACUUUGAGGCCCAAAACCAUCAGCUCCUUUUUAUGCUAUACCUAUUUUGCCCUCAACCUUCUCUCUCUCUCUCUCGAUAAACUGAUGUUUUUGAAACAGAUCGCAUUCUCAUCUCUCUCUCUCUCCUCGGUGCACCAUCCAGUCUCUUCCGGCAUCCAAUUUCUGGAAACACCGCGCGUCUUCGAUGAGCUUUGCCUUCACCGGAUCUUCGUUCUCCUCCGCGAGUGAGUCCAGUCUCUUCUGGCGUCCAAUUUCUGGAAACACCGCGAGUCUUCGAUGAGCUUUGCCUUCACCGGAUCUUCAUUCUCCUCCGCGAGUGAGUCCAGUCUCUUCCGGCGUCCAAUUUCUAAAAACACCGCGCGUCUUCGAUGAGCUUUGCCUUCACCGGAUCUUCGUUCUCCUCCGCGAUAGUCGCUGCUGGAGAGGACCUCUGGCGUCUCCCGCCGUCCUCGGCCGAACUGGAGCGCCGAUCUUCGAUGUCGAGGACUCCUAUACCAGAAUCGGACCGAAUUGGAUUGCUUCAAUUUCAGAAAUGGCUCUCGCUGUUACUUCUUCUUCGUCUUCUACUGCAAUCUCUGCUCGGACCUUCUCCUCUGACCUCAAAGGUUUUCCUGGAAGAACUGUGCCUUUUGAGUCACUUCAAGCACUUGGAUGCCAUGUUGAUGCAGUUUGCCCCAAGUGAAAAGCUAGCAGCUCCGUGUAAUUGUUCUAGUGGCUUUUCAAUAUAGUGAUAGUAGCUUUAUGUGUCUAUGUUAGUAUCUUUUCAAGCUAAUGUCAAUAGCUUUUGUUUUCAAAUCAGUACCUCUCUGUAACUAUUAUAGCGGUUUUCCAUCAUAGCGAUCGUAGCUUUCUGUACUUAUGUUAGUAUCUUUUCAAGCUGAUGUCAGUAGCUUUUCUAUUUUCAUUUUGAUUGAUUUUAAGUUUUUUUAUGUCAAUAGUUUAUCAAAUUGGAAAAUUAGGAUUUUGUAUGAAAUUCAGUUUUCUUUAUGUUGUGAUUUCGUAUCUCUAGCAUUUGUUGUUUGAGAUUU